AUGCGUAAAUGUCAUUGUCAGUCAGUUGACUUGACGUUUGCAGCUGCUGGUUCUUCACCACGUGCUGAAUUUUCUGCGUUUCCUCCUUUUCGUAGUGCAGACAUGGCGGCAGACGCUAAUGCGGUUGCCACCGCGGUUAUUUUCGACUUUUUAUCAAAGAAAGACAAAACCCUCGCCUCCGCUUUUCAAAAUAAAACCAAAGCGGCGAAUUUGGCGAAGGGAGCACCGAACAUCGCCGAAAUCGUUAGCUUCUAUCUGAACAAGGGUCCCAAGGCGAAGUUGCUGAAAGUUACUCCUGCGGAAAGCGAGGAUAGCAGCAGUGAGGAAGAGGAAACUCCGAAGCAAAAGGUAGUCGUUAAUAAUGUGUCCAAGCAGCCUCAGAAGAAACAAGAGUCUAGUAGUGAAGACAGUAGCUCUGAGGCAGAGGCAAGACCUGCACAAAAACAGCCUGCUAAGCAAGCAGCUGUUAAGACACCAUUAAAACCAACUCAGAAAAAAGAAGAGAGCAGUUCUGAUGACUCAUCAGAUGAAGAUGAAGCUCCAAAGAAGCAGCCAGUUGCUGCUGCUAAGCAAGUUCCUAAUCAGAAGCAAGCAGCUGCUAAAGUAGCACAGAAGAAACAGGCAAGUAGUUCUGAAGACUCUUCAGAUGAAUCUGAAGAUGAAGCUGCAAUCAAAAAACAAUUUGUAAAAUCAGUAGCCAAUACAUCAUCAAAGCCUGGCGCUAAGGCUAGCCCAGCUGCAGCUCAAAAGAAGAAAGAUGUGAGUAGUUCAGAUGAGUCUUCUUCUGAGGAGGAGGAAACUGCUAAGAAACAGCCUGCUAAGCAACCUGCCAAACCAGGUGCAAAACCACUUCAAACACCACAGAAAAAACCUGCACCACAAGGAAGUAGCAGUAGUGAAGAUUCAUCAGAUGAAGAUGAAGCUCCCAAGAAACCUGUGGUGGCUGCUAAACCUGCUGUAACUCCUAAGGCUACAGCCAAGAAAGAAAGUAGCUCUGAAGAGUCUUCAGAGGAUGAACAACCUGCUAAGAAACCAGCACAAAAGGCUACCCCAACACCUCAGAAGCAACCAGUGAAAGCUCCUGUUGCAAAGGAGGAAAGCAGUAGUGAAGAUUCAUCUUCUGAAGAGGAAGCACCUAAAAAAGCCACACCUGCCAAAGCUGCACCUCCUAAGAAACCACAAACUCCAGCUACAGGAGUAAAGAGGAAAGAAGAAUCAAGCUCUGAGGACUCCUCUGAUGAAGACAAGUCUCCUAAACCACAAGCGAAGAAACCAGCAGUCCCAACCCUGACUCAACAAAAGAAAUCAGCAGCUGCAACCAAGAAGGAUAGCAGUUCUGAUGACAGUAGUUCAGAGGAAGAGUCCAAAGCUGCUGUAGUGAAGAAGCCAGCUGUUCCAGCUGCAAAGAAGCCUGUUCAGAAGAAAGAAGAAAGCUCUGACUCUGACAGCUCCAGUGAAGAGGAAGAGAAAACUGUCAAAGUUCCGAUAAAACCGCAGAUAGUCGUGAAAAAGCCACAGCAGAAUGCUGCUAAAAAGGAGGAAAGCUCUUCUGACUCUGACUCGGAUGAGGAUGAAGCUCCUGCCAAAACGAAACCAUCUCCUAAAGCGGCGAUAGCUGCCGUGACACCUAAAAAGGUGAUCAAAAAAGAAAAAAGUUCCUCAGAGGAGGAUAGCAGCGAUGAAGAGAAGCCGAAAAAGAAACCAGCUGUAGCUACUUCUACACCAGCUCCCAAAAAGUUGGCUGCCAACAAAGAAUCUUCAUCAGAAGAAGAUUCUGACGAGGAAGAGGAGCAACCAAAGAAGAGGAAACAUUCACAGCUCAAAAACGGCGCAGUAAAUGGUGAUAUGAACGGUGAUGAUGAAGAAGAGGAAGUAGAGAUGAAAAUUAAGAAACCAAAAUAUGACAAUUUCGUCAAAGAAGGACACAAUAACAGUAACAACAAUAGUUUUAACUCCAAUGAAAAGAGUUUCGAAGGCAGAAGAUCGUGGGACAACAACAGGGGCGGCCGUGGAGGCGGCAGAGGCGGAGGCCGAGGAGGAUUCAGAGGCGGUCGUGGCGGAAAUAGGGGCGGAUUCGGGGGCGGAGACAGAGAUGGUGGAGGCGGAGACAGGAAGUCGUUUGGAGGAUUCAGGGGGGGUCGCGGGGGCGGCGGCAAUUUCAGGGGUAACGAUAGAGGCGGCGGCAAUUUCAGGGGUAACGAUAGAGGCGGCGGCAAUUUCAGGGGUAACGAUAGAGGCGGAUUCAGGAAGUCGUUCGGGGAUAGAGGCAGCGGCCGAGGUGAUAGGGGAGGCGGAUUCAGGGGCGGAAAUAGGGGUGGCGGCGGAGGAUUCGGAAACAGGGACAGUUUCGGAGGAGGCGGGGGUCAGCAACAGCAGCAGAAUAAGAAGAUCACCUUCGACGACUGAGCACAUAUUAGAUGAUGAUUUCAUGUUUUAAUGCAAGAGGUUCAUGGGGUGAGCGGGCCAACUUGGACUUGAAGCACACCAGAGGCAAGUCGUUCAGGCAUGAGAAGACAAAAAAGAAGCGAGGUUCAUAUCGCGGCGGGCUUAUAGACACUUCGGUUAACUCCAUCAAAUUUGAAUAAUUGUCAAAAACCCUUUAUUUUGAUUUCCUGUGAAGACUAUAUUCAGUGAAAAUGAUAAAAUGGCUCCCCUGUUUGUUUAAUUUUGGGAUUUACUCAUUAGCUAUUUUCAAUUGAAUAAAGUGUCCUCACUUGAAUAUGAUGAACUCUUAAUUUUUUAUGUUUUGGCCUGAUUGAGUGUGAUAUGGAUAGCACUAGAUAAAACAACACUUCGGGUAAUAGUAAUUGUUAUUGCCAGAUUAAUUUUGAUGUAAGAUGUUAAAAUGUGCAAUUUUGGCUCACUCAUGUUUGACCCCAUUGUAUCAGUUUAUAUUUGACCCUCUUGGACACUUUUUAUUAUUGAUUUGUCAUUUAUUACGUUUGUAUUCUAUGGUUCGACUUAUUGAUAGGUACAUAAUUAUAUUUUAAUACAGUCUUUGUAUUAAGACAAUGUAUGUGGUGCCGUUAUAAAGUUAGAUUUAAAUACUGUGAUGAUCUUAAUAUGUAUGCAUAUUGCUAAAGUUGCAAAACUUCCUCAGUUAUGUAUAUAGUUUAAGAAUGUUUUUUUAUAAACAUUGUGACUGGAUAGUU
Acanthoscelides obtectus is the source of this 3152-nucleotide messenger RNA. The record is from the annotation of a GenBank genome assembly. Lineage: Eukaryota; Metazoa; Arthropoda; Insecta; Coleoptera; Chrysomelidae.